AUGCACAUAUGCUUAGAGAGAUGUCCUUCAAGUACAUUGGCCGCGAUCCGGUAGAUAAAUAAGAAGUGCAUAGAAGCAGCUACUUUAAAACGAAAAUAAUUUUUGCCCCUAUUUCUAAGUAAAAAUCAUUCCCACAUGAGAAUCAUGGUUUUAAUUCUUCUAUCCUUUAUUUUUGCCACCAACUUUGGCGGAGGAGGACUCUCGGGUAUCAAAUCGUACGCACGCAUUUUAUAAAUUUUUCGAUUAUCCAUUAUUGAACAUGAAGACGUGAAUAUUUACCAUCGCCCGGUAUUUUGCUUCUGGUGCUACUCGUGCCGACGUUGUCUUUAUGAUUGUAAUAUUAUUACUCUAACUAAACCAAUAACAGCGAUCUAGCACUUCUAUGAACCUGCUCUCCUGCUCCGUGCUUACGACUACGUUAUUUCUGUCUAUUCUUGCUGCUCCCGCCGCGGCUGCAUUGGCUCAUCUUGCAAGAUGGCAGCCAACCUACGGAGGCCCAUGUGGCCGGUGACGCCAUCUGGCGGUGUCUCUUAUAGACAUAGCCCGUAAACGACACCAGCGGCAACCACAACAACAACAAUAACGACAAUACCACUCGCUGUAUUAGCAGCAGCAGCAGCAGCAACAGCAGCCGUGGCGCCGGCGGCGCUAACAUCCUUAGCGGCCGUAGCGCUGAUGUGAUCGUAAGCUGUCGCUGCUGUUAUUACUUUUAUACCGUUUCCGUAGUGCAGCAGAAAACAGAAGAAAAAUAGAAAAGUACGAACGAACGUUCUCUGGGUACCGUCAACUUACUGAGACGCUCUACCACAAGAACUGUGUUUGUCUGUCUUGACGGCUAGCUCUGGUUCGACCGUAAGCGCUCGUGGCACCGCUGCCGCUUCUGCUGUUCAAGCUACUGGCUGUGGAACUCUCCUGGUGUAGUAGUCCACUGUAUACGGAGUAUCUGGUAUCUGGGUUCUCGAUGAACUUGAUGAACUUACUAUUUGAUGUUUGGCCCGAUGGUCCUUACUGGCGGCCUUCGCAGCAUCCUUUUUACGUUGGACGCAGGGAGCGUCGAUGAUAUCGAUACUGGAGCCGUCUAUAACAGAGGAAGUAGCAAAUACUAAUAUACGAUUUUGAAGUACAUAUAUGUGCAUACAUAACGUUGUUUCGAUUUGGGAGCUUUGCUCGUACUGGUGCUCGUGUAGUUAAAUGGAUGCUACUGCCUUGUAGCGGUCAAGGUGGUGUUUAUUUGAGCUGGUGAUCAUGAGUAUGAUGCUAAUACUUUUAUUGCCGCCGAGCGUAUAGCAACAAGAAGGAGGCUUGAUCGAGGCCGGCCUAAAGAAUUCUGAUUAGUGGAAGUGGUGAUUACUGUGGCGGCGCUGGUCAGAUAUAGUCAAGUAGAGCUGGUGGUACAGCUUACGAGCCUGGAACAACAGCAGAACGACGAAGCGUCGGUCUGGAAGGAAUCUGACUCUCUGCUCACGAAACUCUAGAAAAAGAAAGGUGUCUGCCGUCGGAACAACGGCAGACGAAACGGACAUCAUUACUGAUAGUGACUCGUUUCGCCUAGCGGUUAAUAGUCACGGUGAUGCUACCAUUUGCAGUACAGUGAGAGAGACCGGUUUUGCUACGUUGACAGUACGAAACCAGCAGAUCUUAUUGAGCAUAUGCACUCGGUAUUGUGCAACUGAAGUCCUCCGAAUACUAGCACAGGGGAGGCAACGCGGUUAUUUCUGGAUAAGUGAAUUCCUUUGUUGGGUUAGCGUGUCCAGUAUUUAGUGUUUUCCUGUGCAUGCUAGCUGACCGCUUGCCUCGUAGCCAAUUACGUGAAAGUUACCUGAUAUAUCGAAAGUGAGCGAACGAGACAGAUAAGAAGUUACCAAGAGAAAGGCGAUGGAUAGAUGUUGAAGAGAUCAAACUCAAGAUCGAACAUCGUGUUUGUGAGCCCUAUGGUGCUGUACAGCAAAAGGCAAGUUGAAAAAGCAAAAAAAAAGGUUACCAAAAAAUAUUGGGUCUCCGUUUUAUGCCAGCGAAGUCGGUAUCACUGCUAUGACAGCAGCUGUGAACGCCAGCAUUGCAGCAGCGAUUGAUGGAAACUGCAACUCCGCUGGCUGCUGACAUCGUCAAACAUACUGUCACAACUCCGUAGACAGACAUCGGUUCAUCUCGACGAGACUUUCUGAGCAAAAAUCAACUAUAAUAGCUCGUAAGCAUAGUCAUAGCGAACUGACGGUUAUUAAAAGGCUCUUGUGUGUUGAGUAAUCAAUGCGCCAUCCUGUCCAUGUGGAGGCAUCGCCGAAAGUUCAACAGGCGACAGCAUUAACGGCCGGAAUGUACUGUUCUACUUGAGAUUACACUAUAAAUCGACUGACGUUCUUUCGUAGCCGCUACAUUUUAUACCAGGAUUACGGCUGCUGCAGCCAUGUGUGAUGAGUAAAAAUAUUUCGUUUCAGUGGGACUAGUGACCGGAGGCGACGUAAAUCUUUGCUUGUUCCUUCUUUGUCGACGUGUCAACCUGUUAUUUUGCAUCUGUCACUUAAAUUCGUUACCAAGAACGAACGUUUUGUUCAGUCACAGUUGAGGCAUUUAUCAGCAUCCUUUUUCUAGCCAUCAUCAUCAUUGACAAAAAACGAUAUCACGAUGGAUCCAUCGCCCUUUGGCAAACAACACCAGGAGACGGCACAUCCGCUCUAUGAGAACCUUGACUCCGGUAUGGCCAACCUUUCGGUAGAGUCCGAAUAUGAUGUAGCUUCUUGUGACUAUGGAGUUUUAUAUGUAAACGGUGGACCACCAAUUCCGCCGCGAAGACCCAACGCUUUCCGGUCGUCCACUCCCAAUGGCAGCCUAAGUUCCGGAUCUUUAAGACAGUCAGGUUCAUCAUCGGGCGGAGGCAUACCAGAUAUUCCUGUGCUAGCAACACCCAUCAAUGAUCCAGCAAACUCAAUCGUUAUGUCGCUUUCCUCCAUGUUAUGCCAUCGCUGUGGGGAAGGCUUCGAGCCGCACGAAAAAAUCGUCAACUCGCACAGGGAGACCUGGCAUCAGACGUGCUUCGUCUGCUCGCACUGUUUUCGGCCGUUCCCUGACGGCGUUUUCUAUGAGUUCGAGGGCCGAAAAUACUGUGAACACGAUUUCCACGUGUUGUAUGCGCCGUCCUGUGGAAAAUGCAACGAAUUCAUCAUCGGUCGGGUGAUCAAAGCUAUGAACAAAAGCUGGCAUCCGGCUUGCUUUUGUUGCGAAAUCUGCAGUAGCUGCCUUGCUGAUAGUGGCUUUAUCAAGAACGCAAACCGGGCACUCUGUCAUGAAUGCAAUGCUCGGGAAAAGGCGGCCGCUAUCGGAAAGCAUAUCUGCUACAAAUGCCAUGGAAUUAUCGACGACAAGCCAUUGAAGUGGCGCAACGAACCUUACCACGCAUACCAUUUCAACUGUACGACCUGCAGCGUUGAGUUGACAUCUGAAGCGCGCGAGGUUAAGGGCGACCUGUAUUGCCUCCGAUGCCAUGAUAAGAUGGGCAUUCCAAUUUGUGGAGCCUGCCGUAGGCCCAUCGAGGAGCGGGUUGUAACGGCGCUGGGAAAACACUGGCAUGUAGAGCAUUUCGUUUGCGCUAAAUGCGAGAAGCCAUUCAUGGGCCAUAAACACUACGAAAAAAAGGGCUUGGCUUACUGCGAGACACACUAUCAUCAGCUGUUCGGAAAUCUCUGCUACACUUGCAACAAGGUGAUCGAAGGUGAUGUAUUUACUGCAUUAAACAAGGCAUGGUGUGCCAAUCACUUCACAUGCUCUUUGUGCAACGAAAAGAUGAAUCAAAAGACCAAGUUCUACGAGCUGGACUUGAAACCCGUGUGCAAACGAUGUUACGAAAAAUACCCCUCAGAGCUUCGUAAGAGAAUACAGAAACUGCACAAAAUUCCGCCCAAAAAACAGCAGACCACGUAGACGGACAAACCGGUGAAGUUUUCAUCAAGCAGCGCUAACCUAUUCGCUGUGCUUGUAACCCGCAGGAGGUUUUCUGGUCAUCUUUUUGUAUAUGCCCAGAAAAAUUCUGCACAGUUCUACACCAAUGAUCCACCACGAAUGACGACAUCUAGUUGUUUAGGAAUGUAUAGACAGGCGAUAAGAAACCGAAAUGGGGACGAUAGGUAUGCGCGUACGAAACAAUACAUUUACUCAAACAAGAACAUGAUUACAAAAACGUUCAAAAUUAACAGUUCGUAUCAAACGCGACCUUUGGAAAAGUUUACUUAAAAAACCGAGAAUGCGACAAUAGCGAAAAUCACGCCUUUAUGCAUACGCCUAGCAGCUUAAAAUAGACGCACUUGCAUGUAUUUGAUCCUUACAACGUUUAUGGGUGAAGUUACUUCGUGAAAGGCUAUCCAAAAGCUGGCGUGGCAUGUACCCAAUUGUCAAAUCCACGGCUUUGUACGCAUUAAGUCCCCCAUCGGUGUCUGUGUGUGGGUGCUAAGAAGACAAAGCUAAGCUUUAUGCCUUUGACCUCGACCAUUGGUUAGAUGGCCAGGCCGAGUAAAUUAAAACCAACUUUAACUGUAAAUAACAUUGAUCUAUUAAUAUCGUUAUAUAAAUGUAUUAACAAGCAAAUCUGAAGGCGCAAGGAGACAUCUGCGUUUAAUUCGUUCGUCCAAAAACGUGUAAUUCACGUGACCCGUAGCAUAUAUACAUUUACGUUUUCUAUGAACGCUAUUUUUUAUUGGGCAGCGAUUACCAUGGCGGCUAUUAUACAGUGGACUUUCAUUUUGUUAUGAGAGUGUGCUUCUGACAGAAAUGCGCAAGGUGCUAGUACAUUACCUUAAGUAGCCUUAAAAUUUUGCUAAUGGGCAGCUAUCGGACCCGAACUAGCGAAGAAAAAAUGAAAAUCGUAAUUAUAUGCGCGAGUUGUUCAUUCUGCCAUUGCAGACGACUUCAAUCAGUACCUACAUUAUAUUUACGCGCCCAUUUUCAAUGACAUGAUGAAAUAGAGAUUACAAAAUAUAGGCAUUUAUAUAUGGUAAUAGUAUCUUUGUAUGUGGGCUUUUUUGCCGGCUAACUGGUGGCGAAAAACUCGAUGAUGCUCGCAUUUCCUGUAUGUCCGAUUGUUUGUGACCUUGAUUAAUUCGAUUGAAUUUUAGGAAAAAGCUCCGGAGAUGAUUUUUUGGAAUCUUUUUUCAAAGCAGUUUAAAGCGAUAUUACGUACGUAUAUUCACAAAGAAAUUUUUUUGUGUAACAUGUAUAUCUUAAUUCGAAAUGAAUACGACAACGUAGA
Messenger RNA from Varroa destructor (honeybee mite), 5236 nucleotides. It is a transcript of the gene stck, whose product is annotated as LIM zinc finger domain containing stck. Gene Ontology annotation, biological process: cell-cell junction organization; positive regulation of substrate adhesion-dependent cell spreading; cell-cell adhesion. Lineage: Eukaryota; Metazoa; Arthropoda; Arachnida; Mesostigmata; Varroidae. The record is from RefSeq and is a predicted model, not a curated record. Gene Ontology annotation, cellular component: cytoplasm; focal adhesion; cell-cell junction.